Exophiala aquamarina CBS 119918 is the source of this 1194-nucleotide messenger RNA. RefSeq names its product diphosphomevalonate decarboxylase. Gene Ontology annotation, biological process: isopentenyl diphosphate biosynthetic process, mevalonate pathway; isoprenoid biosynthetic process. NCBI's taxonomy places the organism in Eukaryota, Fungi, Ascomycota, Eurotiomycetes, Chaetothyriales, Herpotrichiellaceae. Gene Ontology annotation, cellular component: cytosol. The record is from RefSeq and is a predicted model, not a curated record. Gene Ontology annotation, molecular function: ATP binding; diphosphomevalonate decarboxylase activity. The coding region runs from base 1 to 1194 and encodes 397 amino acids. The transcript has 2 exons.
AUGUCAGACUCACCGCAACUCUACCGCUCGAGCACCACUGCGCCUGUCAACAUUGCUGUGAUCAAAUACUGGGGCAAGCGUGAUACAGUAUUAAAUCUCCCCACCAAUUCCUCGCUCUCCGUGACUCUGUCUCAAAAGUCCCUGCGAACUCACACCACCGCAUCCGCGUCAGAGUCUUACUCUGGCGACGAUACUCUGCUCCUCAAUGGAGAACAAGAAGACAUCAAGUCCUCCAAGCGCACACAAGCCUGUCUGAAACAUCUACGUUCGCUGCGAGCCGAGUUGGAGGCCAAAGAUGCAACGCUCCCAAAAUUAUCCAAGAUGACCCUUCGACUGGUCUCGGAGAACAAUUUCCCAACCGCUGCCGGGCUUGCAUCUUCUGCUGCUGGAUUCGCCGCACUUGUCAGGGCUAUUGCUGAUCUCUACGAACUGCCUCAAUCUCCUGAAGAGCUAUCUCUCAUUGCCCGGCAAGGCUCUGGCUCGGCCUGCCGGAGCUUGAUGGGUGGCUUUGUGGCUUGGAGAGCGGGAACUAAAGAGGACGGAAGUGACAGUAAGGCCCAGGAGGUUGCUCCAGCUUCACACUGGCCUGACCUCAGAGCACUUAUUCUUGUCGUGAGUGCGGAGAAGAAGGGUGUCCCAUCAACGGCAGGUAUGCAGACCACAGUCGAGACUUCGACGCUCGCGCCUGCCAGGUUCACGGACAUUGUGCCGAGGAGGUUGAAAGAGAUCGAGAAGGCCAUUCAUGAGAAGGACUUCGAGGCCUUCGGUCGCAUUACCAUGCAGGACUCGAACUCCUUCCACGCGAUUUGUCUCGAUUCAUGGCCACCCAUCCACUACAUGAACGAUGUGUCAAGGGCCGCGAUGAACGCAGUCGAGACGGCCAACCGAAAAGCAGGAAAGACCGUGGCAGCAUACACCUUCGAUGCGGGUCCAAAUGCCGUCAUCUACUACUUGGAGGAGCAUGCAUACCUCGUGGCCGGCGUGAUCAGAAGCAUCAUACCGUAUAUUCCCGGCUGGGAGGGUGAAUUCGCGGAGAAGAUUCGUCCCAACGAAUUCGGCGGGCUAGAGCAGAGGACAUUGAUGACGCUCAAAACCGGUGUCAGUCGCGUCAUCUGUACUGGCAUCGGCGGGGCUCCGGAGAAGAUAGAUAAGCACCUGGUGGACGAGAGUGGUCAGCCGGUUUCAGUGGAUUGA